This is a messenger RNA of Scutellospora calospora, 447 nucleotides long. The record is from the annotation of a GenBank genome assembly. NCBI's taxonomy places the organism in Eukaryota, Fungi, Glomeromycota, Glomeromycetes, Diversisporales, Gigasporaceae.
AUGAAUAAAGUUCCUUAUGAAAGUUUUAAGAGUAAUGAAGAGCUAAAGAAAACAGAGAUAGAAGUAUUAGUAAGUGAGGAAGAGGCCUAUGCAAUUAGUGCUAUACUCAGAUUUGAAAUAAAACAAAAGGAUACUACCUUUAAUUGUAUUCAGAAUAAGGAAGUAUAUCAACAAGAUCCAGACGUAAAAAUUAAUAAGAGAAAAGAAAUUGUUAGUAAAAAGAGUAGCAAUAGUGAAAAGAGAAAUGUUAUUGAAAAAAAUAUGAAAACAAACCCAACAUCACUUCAUGAAAUAAAAAACAAAGCUGAAACUGUGGAGAAAAGAAAAUUUGAGUUAGUAAAUAAAUCUCCAAAUGAAAUAAAGAAUGAUAUUAGUUCAGAACUAGAAGAAAAAAAACUAGUACCUACUAAUCAAAGUUUAAUAGAAAUAGAUGGCGAGAAAUUCUGA